Solanum dulcamara is the source of this 1054-nucleotide messenger RNA. RefSeq names its product histone deacetylase HDT1. The record is from RefSeq and is a predicted model, not a curated record. The coding region runs from base 91 to 900 and encodes 269 amino acids. The transcript is spliced from 10 exons. Lineage: Eukaryota; Viridiplantae; Streptophyta; Magnoliopsida; Solanales; Solanaceae.
UAUUUAUAUACUUAUUAGAAAUACCCUAGCCUCUCUUCCUCCAUUUCUCUCUUAAAACCCUAAUUUCUCUCUAAAACCCUAAAAGCAGCUAUGGAGUUUUGGGGUGCUGAGGUGAAAAGUGGAGAGCCAUUAACUGUACAGCCUGGAGAUGGGAUGGUUUUGCAUCUUUCACAGGCAUCUCUAGGUGAGUUGAAGAAGGAUAAGUCAGAAAGUGUGUGCAUGUCGGUGAAUAUUGAUGGGAAGAAACUUGUUCUUGGUACACUCAACUCUGAGAAGGUGCCUCAACAGCAAUUUGACCUGGUUUUUGACAGAGACUUUGAAUUAUCACACAACUUGAAAAGUGGCAGUGUCUACUUUUUUGGGUACAAGGCCACUAACCCAUUUGAGGAGGAAGAGGAUGAUGAAGACGAUGAAGAUGAGUCUGAUGAGGACAUCCCUCUCACUCUUGCAAACAAUGGAAAACCCGAGGCUAAGGAGGCAGGGAAGUCUAAUGCUGGAAAGGAUUCUGCUUCAGGAAAACAGAAGGUGAGGAUUGUGGAACCUAGUAAAGAUGAUGAGGACGAGAGCACUGAUGAUGAUGAUUCUGAAAUGGGAGAGGAUGAAGAUGAGUCUGAUGAGAGUGAGGAGGAGACACCGAAGAAGGUUGAGCCUGCAAAAAAGAGGAAGGCAGAUUCAGCUACAAAAACACCUGUCACCGAUAAAAAGGCAAAAUUAACAACACCUCAAAAAACUGAUGGCAAAAAAGGUGGUGGCCAUGUAGCAACACCUCACCCCUCAAAACAGGCUAGUAAGACUCCAAAAUCAUCCGGAACUCAUCACUGCAAGCCAUGCAACAGGAGUUUUGGUUCUGAAGGUGCUUUCGAAGCUCACUCGAAAGCUAAGCACAGUGCUGGAAAGUAAAUAGACAUGGAGACAUUUGGUCUCUUUGUUUGGUUGUCAACUAUCAUUAGAAGAGAGCUUUUUAGUUUAUUUUAUUUUGGGUUGGUUUUCAAUCCUCUAUUUUGAUGUUAAGACUUGUUACGUUUUCAAUGAGUUUUGGAUUUGAUUCAAAGAA